This is a messenger RNA of Urocitellus parryii (Arctic ground squirrel), 1928 nucleotides long. Its product is annotated as DLA class I histocompatibility antigen, A9/A9 alpha chain-like. The record is from RefSeq and is a predicted model, not a curated record. Lineage: Eukaryota; Metazoa; Chordata; Mammalia; Rodentia; Sciuridae. Gene Ontology annotation, biological process: positive regulation of T cell mediated cytotoxicity; antigen processing and presentation of endogenous peptide antigen via MHC class Ib; immune response. Gene Ontology annotation, cellular component: external side of plasma membrane. Gene Ontology annotation, molecular function: peptide antigen binding; signaling receptor binding.
GGAUCGAACCCGGGCCACACGCAUGCCAGAGCGCCUCCCUCCACUUCGAGCUUAUGGCGGAACUGAGUUUCGCAGUGUGGGUCUGGACUCCCGGGUGGCGUGGUCAAUCAACAGCACAGCUGAGAAAAUGCUAUCGACUUUUGUCCUCUUGCAUGUGUUCCUGAGCUUCCUGAAGGGCACCCGCGCCCGAACGCACUCUCUGGAGUAUUUCUACUCAGCUGUGUCUGAAUCACGCCCAGGCGUCCCCAAGUUUACUGCCUCUGGCUUCGUGGACAACCAACUCUUUAUUCACUUUGACAGCGAGGGGAUGAAGGCAGAUCCUUGUGUUGACUGGUUGAAGGAAAAGCCAGAAUACUUUGAUGAUGAGACUAAGAUCUUCAAGACUCGGAUGAAGAUUUUCCAGUUAAGUCUGAGAAAUGUGCAACAGUACUACAACAGCAGCAUGAAUGGGAGUCAGAGCAAAGAGCUCCCAGGCCUGCACACCCUUCAGUUCACCUAUGGCUGCGAGCUGCAGGAAAACAACAACGUCUGGGGGCAUUGGCAGUAUGGCUAUGAUGGCAGUGACUACCUGAUCUUGGAUUUGGACACUCUUCAAUACACUGCAGUCUCUUCAGUUGCUCGCCACACCAAGCAGAAGUGGGAGGACAAUAGAUAUUUGGUAGAAAAAGACAAGAGCUAUUUGGAAAAGGAAUGCAUCUUGUGGCUGCGGAGAUAUUUGAAGCUUGGAGGGAAGAGCUUGAACCGAAYUGAGCCUCCCUCUACACGUGUGACCUACCAUCCCUUCCCUGACCAAAAUGAAGUCACCUUGAGGUGCUGGGCCAUGGGCUUCUACCCUGCUGAGAUCUCCCUGACCUGGCAGCKGGAUGGGGAAGAUCAGAGUCAGGACAUGGAGGUAGUGGAGACCAGGCCUGCAGGGGAUGGAAACUUCCAGAAAUGGGCAGCUGUGGUGGUGCCUGCUGGAGAGGAGCAGAGAUACACCUGCCAUGUGCAUCAUGAGGGGCUGCCUGAGCCCCUCACCCUGAGAUUUGAUCCACUUUCUCAGCCCAACGAACACACCAGUGAGAAAUAUAAAGCUGUAGUCACRGUAACUUUGAUUGCUAUGAUACCUCUGCUCAUCAUGGGAAUUGUGUACUGGAGAAGACGUCAAGUGAUGACGAGGUCACACUCAAUUGUAACUCACAAGCCACAACAAAUUCCACGGUCUCAUUUGGCACUUCCACAAGGGCACACACUGCACAAGAAACCUCAGACAUUGCCAUCAGCUGUGAAAGGAGAGGAAAAGAUGAAUGAAGAUUAUGAACUCAGGACCCAUUGGGACUUCCAGAGAAAGAAACUGAGCUUGAUAACCUGACAGAGCUCAACACUGUCCACAAGAAGUGGAUUUCUAUCCUCACAUUAAGGAAGGAAAUAUGGACAUUCAGAGACCAGAGCAGAAAAGGAAGAACUCAUGGGUGACUUUCAGUGAGAUGAUAAGAUCAUCAACUCAGAUGAUGUGGAUCCCUCAGUUGGGCAAUUCCGGAACAUGGUGCAAACUGCAGUAGUCCCAGUGAAGAAAAAGUGAGUGGAGGGCCCUGGAUCCCUGGCCUGGAGGAAUGAGGGAGCAGGCACAUGCAGAAUUUUGCCUUUAGUGGGGGAUUCUAUGGGGGAUUUCCCCCAACACAGUGAAGCAGGCUCCCAGCCGCAUGGCAUUCGCGGGACAGCACUUGUGGGUGGCUUGCCCAUGUCAUACCUGAUGUGGACUUGACUCCCAUCGUGCCAUCAGCAGUGAAAAUGAACCACGCACCAAAUCCUGCAGUCUAUAACCCUGAAGCUGUUCAUGAGCCCCAGAAGAAAAAAUAUGCAGAGGGACUUGGCUGAGCAAGAAGCCCACACCUUUCUUAUGCAGAGAAAGGUUUCAUAGUCAUUUUAAAUAAACUGCCUUGGCUCUU